AUGGAAGAGCUCACGGAGUUCGUUUCUAAAACCUUCAAAGACACAUCUGCGGAUCCGCCGCAGUCUUCAAGGUGUCUUUCAUUCAUGGCACAGAACCUCGCUACGCCAUUCAAACGAGAAGAGGAAGAAGACUCGAAGGAUUCGAGGGAUUGUUUCUCGCGCGAGGACGCCAUUUCGCCCCGACCGUUGAAUCUCAAGGAAGCAUCUUUCUCGCAUCGCGAUUUGAAGGAGGCUAGAAAUAAUUCCGGGGUGAAACAGAGAAGAUCACGCACUAACUUCACAUUGGAGCAGCUGAAUGAGCUCGAGAAACUUUUCGAUGAAACACACUACCCCGAUGCUUUCAUGAGAGAGGAACUUUCUCAGCGUCUAGGCCUGUCGGAAGCGAGAGUACAGGUCUGGUUCCAAAACCGGAGAGCUAAAUGCCGGAAGCAUGAGAGUCAACUACAUAAAAACAAGCUGAAUCAUCUGCCAACGGUAUCUGCGCUGAGCUCGAUCGGCUCCAUGCCAUCGCUGACACCGCUGGCGCAAUUGGGGUCGUUCCCGGUUAUCGGUGCUCUAGGUCACGCAAAGACUCUGCCGAAGGACAUGCCAUUAUCGGCCUUCGUCAGCGUGAACUCUGCUCGAGAAGCAGAGGGGAAAUUUCCACCGUCGCCACCGUCUGCACGAUCUCCGACGCCUCCGUCGACGUCCUGUCCUACGAAAGUCGGCAAUUCAGCCUCGACUUCCUUGUUCCACGCCCUUCCAAGCAUUAUCGAAUCUUCUUCCAAGCAAUUAUCCUUCAACUCGCUCGCGCAACCUCUGCCAUACGAGCAUUUACUGGCAGCCGCCCAACACUACGCUCUGUUAAUGAAUGGGCAUGAGCGUUGGGGCGGAUAUCUCAACUUGAGUCUCAGUCCUCUGGCCAUCAACGCACUCUUGAACCUCGACGGUCAAUCUAAUGCUUCGCUCGCCAACAGCAUGACGAACCUCCAGAGCGAGACAACAGGAACCGAUCUCCGAAUUAAAACUAAAGCUGCGGAAUCGAAUUUAUGACACCCGUGGGAAAAACGUUCGUUCUUGGGUCCAGACAGCCUGGACCGAAGGCAUGCACGAGGAGAGCAGACGAGGGAUGACGCUCCAAUUCCAGAAGACGAAGUUUGCGUCGAUGACGAUGAUGAGGACCAGGAAAAAUGAAGGGUCG
Messenger RNA from Galendromus occidentalis (western predatory mite), 1180 nucleotides. RefSeq names its product short stature homeobox protein 2. Gene Ontology annotation, cellular component: nucleus. Gene Ontology annotation, molecular function: sequence-specific double-stranded DNA binding; DNA-binding transcription factor activity, RNA polymerase II-specific. The record is from RefSeq and is a predicted model, not a curated record. Gene Ontology annotation, biological process: regulation of transcription by RNA polymerase II. The coding region runs from base 1 to 1032 and encodes 343 amino acids. The transcript is spliced from 7 exons. NCBI's taxonomy places the organism in Eukaryota, Metazoa, Arthropoda, Arachnida, Mesostigmata, Phytoseiidae.